Molecule: messenger RNA, 3840 nt
Organism: Eimeria maxima
Lineage: Eukaryota; Apicomplexa; Conoidasida; Eucoccidiorida; Eimeriidae
Exons: 6
Coding region: 1-3840 (1279 amino acids)
Source: RefSeq, a predicted model, not a curated record
AUGGGUAAAAAGAGGAGAAGAGAGGCUGCUGCAGCCGAAGAUGCAGCAGCAGCAGCAGGAGCUGCUGCUGCUGCUACAGGAAACGAUGGAGCAGCAACAGCAGCAGCAGCACGUCCAGGCGGCAUGUUGCUGCAGCGAAAAAUGCAGCGGCUAAUGCCUGCAACAGCAGCAGCAGCAGCAGCAGCAGAUCUACCUGAGUUAUCCCUACCUGUUAGAGGCGUAGAUGGUGUAUGGACAACCCCUACGCCGCAGCAGCAGCGAGCAAAAGAGCAGCAGCAGCAGCAGCAACAGCAGCAGCUGCAGCAGCUGCUGCUGAAGCGUGGAAAGGGUGACCGCAAGGAGAAACGAAAACAGCAGCAGCAGCAGCAGCAACAGCAACAGCAACAGCAGCAGGGACAGGUGGCACAGGGCACUACUGCUGCUGCUGCUGCUGACCCCCAGAGCAGCAGCAGCAGCAAGAAGAAGAAGAAGCAAGAAGAAGAGGAUGAGAUAAGUGCUGCUGCAUGGACAGCAGCACGUAGCUGCAAGACACUGCAGCAAAAGAAGCAAAUGAUAGCAGCAGCAGCAGCAAGAAUCAUGGCUGCCCCUGAGCAAGCAGCAGAAGAUAUAGAUAUUCUUUUUGCUUUUUGUCUGCAUAGUAGGUCUGCUGUUCGUGCUGCUGCUGCUGCUGCUGUUGCAGCAGCAGUAAAAGGAGAGACAGCAGAGCAGCAGCAAAUAAGGAAGACAAGAGUACAGGAGUUGCUGCAUGGGCAGCAACUCGCGCUGCUGUCUCUUGCUGCAGUACUGAGGGAUGUGCUGCCUAGUCAUAGAUUAACAGCAGCAGCAGCAGCAGAAGCAGCAGCAGCAGCAACAGCAGAUGCAGCAAGCAGCGGCAAUAAAUCUGCUGCUGUUAAGGCAUUUAGGUUAUCUAAGGAUGUAGAGAAGCAGCAGCAGCAGGAGCAGCAGCAAAUAAGGACAUACAAAAGAUUUGUUCGUUUGCUGCAGCAGGAGCUGCAGCCGCUGCUGCAGCGUAGACAAGGCAACAGCAGCAGCAGCAGCAACAACAACAACAUUAGCGAGCUCCUUGUUGCAGCAGCAGCAGCAAGAGCAGCAGCAGAAGUUCUUGAUGCUGUUCCUCUAUUUAACGAGACAGAUACAUCUUUGCUGCAGUUAUGUGUGAAGGUAGCAGCAGCAGCAGCAGCAGCAGCAGCAGAGAUACAGCAACAACAAGAGGAUGAUGGUAUAAUAUCUAAACAACUGCAGCAGCAGCUGCUGCUGCUGCAGCAAGCUAGCAGCAGCAUAACACACGUACUGCAGCAAAUAAUAAAAGGAGACAGAUGUCUCCAAACAGCAGCAGUAAUAAUAGAUCUAUGUGUUAAGCAUGCAACCCUUAUUGCCCUACAGCAGCAGCAGCAGCAGCAACAACAACAGCAGCAGCAGCAGCAGCAGCAGCAGCAGCAGAGGAAGCAUGCACGCUAUGGCCGUAGUGCUGCUGCUGCUGUCUUAGUCGACGUCGCCCUCCAUCUUAAUCUUAGACAAAAAAUUAGGGACGCAGAGGCGAAUCAGGUAGACCCUAAAUUAGAUGCUGCUCUUCGUAGAGAUCUUAGAGCAAGGGAAGCAGCAGCAACAAAUACAACUCUGCUGCUGCAGCUAGGGCCAGCAGCAGCAGUUGCUUGGGUCCUCGUGCCGUUGCUGCUUGCACGUAAACUCAGAAAUUCGCUGCAGACCGAUUGUAUCUGGGCUGCUGAGUCCAUAGCCAACUUGUUGGCUGCUGCUCUUCCUCAAUUUGCUGCUGGAGAGAGCGGCAAUAAAGGAGACGGAACAGCAGCAGCAGCAGCAGCAACAGGUCUGCUGCGUCUAGAGCGGGGCAGCAGCAAAUCCUUUUUUGGCACCUUCAGCAGCAUCAGCAAAGACGGCAGCAGCAGCAGCAACAGCAGCAGCAGCAGCAACAGCAGCAGCAGCAGCAGCAACAGCAACAGCAAGUUCGACACAGGGUUUGCGCACAAGCUGCUGCGAGCACUUGAGCUGCUGCAGCAGACACCGCAGCUGUGGGGCGGAGGAGGAGCGCAGCAGCAGCUGCAGCAGCAAGCGUUGCGUACAACAACAACAUCUAAGGGGGUUGCUGCAGUUCGUGUAGAUGAUGACUUCGGGUGUAUAGGCAGCAGCAGCAGAGGCAACACAGGCAGCAGCGCAUGCAUACAGGCGCUGCUGCCCCUAGGCAAUACUUUUCUUGCUGCUGCUCCUCUUGCUGAUCUAUCUAUCGGCCGGCAGAUUGUUCAAAGGCUGCUGCGGCUGCUGCAGCAAAUGCCGCGUCUGCGUGAUGCAGUUACACCUGAAGGAUCCAUGGAUUCAAACACGUCAUUUCACUACGUGCUGCUGCUGCUGACGGCCAGCUGCGACCCACAGACGAGCGACGCAGCCUUAGCAGCACUAGGCCUAGCACCGGAGCAGCAGCAGCAGCUGCUGCCGCAGCUAGAGCAGCAACCAAAGAGAAAGAAGCUGCUGGAUGAACAUACGGGUGCAGCAACAGAAGCAGCACGAACUGCAUGCAGCUGCUGCGGUGCAGCAGACUGCACCGCUAUGGACUUCUGCUGCUUUACUGCAGCAAACGAGCAGCAAAUGCUGCAGCAGCUAUUCAUGCAUGCGCCGCAGCCAGCAGCACUUAAGAGCGAACAAGCUGCAGCUCGUGCUGCUGCUGCAGGCGCAGCUAAAGCUGCACGAGCUCCUGCUGCUGCUGCUGCUGCUAAGAAUGCCCCAUCACAGGCCGCUGCAGCGGGUAACACUCACAAUCCACAGCAGCAGAAACAUCAGCAGCAGAAACAGCAGCACCAGAAACAGCAGCAGCAACAACAGCAGCAGAAACAGCAGCAGCAACAGCAGCAGCAACACCAGCAGCAACACCAGCAGAAGCAGGUGUUGCCGCAAAAGAAAGACGAGCAGCUUCAGCAACGCAACAAGCAGACACAGCCGCAGCAGCAGCAAACAGGAAACGCACAGAACAGCAGUAGCAGCAGCAGCAGCAGCAGCAAGGACUGCGCUUCAUUCCGCAGACGUCAGCGCAGGCGUGCUGCAGCAGCAGCUGCUGCUGGUGCGGCUGCUGCAGCAUCUACCCCUGCUGCCGCUGCUGCUGGAGGUGCCCCUACGGAAGCUGCUUCCAAUGGCCCUUCAGCUGCUGCAGCCGUACCUGCAGCAGCAGAUGCUGCAGCACCACCUGCAUCAGCAGCAGAUGCAGCAACAGCGAAUGCUGCAGCACCACCUGCAGCAGGAGAUGCUGCAGCACCGCCUGCAGCAGCAAAUGUUGAAACCGUGCCUGCAACAGGAGAUGCUGUAGCUGCGCCUGCAGCAGCAGAUGCUGCAGCUGCUCCUGCAGCAGCAGACGCUGUGGUUGUGCCUGCAGCAGCAGAUGCAGCAUCUGUGCCUGCAGCAGCAGAUACUGGAGCAGCAGACGCUGCAGCAGCACAUGCUGCAGCAGCAGAUGCCCCAGCUGUGCACCAAGAAGCGGAAGCUGCAGCUACCCCUGUUGCAGCAGCUGUUGCAGCAGCAAACACUGCAGCAGCAGAUAGCGUAGCAGCACAUACCGCAGCAGCAGAUGCUGCAGCAGCGGAUACUGCUGCAGCAAACCGUGUAUCUGUACCUGAAGCAGCAGAAGCUGCAACUGUGCAUGCAGCAGCAGCAGAUGCUGCACUAGUAACUACUGCAGCAGCAGACACCGCACCACCUACUGCUGCUGCUGCUGCAGACAUUGAACCAGUAACUCCUGCAGCAGCAGACACUGCAGCAGCAGCUACUGCAGCAGCAGAUACUGCAGCAGCAGCUACUGCAGCAGCAGAUGGUGCUGCGUCUAGUGUGUGCAGUAGCUGA